Girardinichthys multiradiatus is the source of this 3417-nucleotide messenger RNA. Its product is annotated as zinc finger protein OZF-like. The record is from RefSeq and is a predicted model, not a curated record. Gene Ontology annotation, molecular function: DNA-binding transcription factor activity, RNA polymerase II-specific; RNA polymerase II transcription regulatory region sequence-specific DNA binding. The coding region runs from base 264 to 1907 and encodes 547 amino acids. Gene Ontology annotation, biological process: regulation of transcription by RNA polymerase II. The transcript is spliced from 2 exons. Gene Ontology annotation, cellular component: nucleus. Lineage: Eukaryota; Metazoa; Chordata; Actinopteri; Cyprinodontiformes; Goodeidae.
GAAAAAAUGUGUUGUUGUAGGAGCUAGGUAACUUCAGCAGAUGGCAGGAUUGGGACACGUAGGGGGCAAACCUACAUAUCAGGCGUCUGUAAUGGCGCCUGAUCAAAAUCCAGCAGUGAUCCAUAGUUUUGCAGAGACGGGAGCUUCUGUUGUCGUCAACAGCUCUGUGGAUCCAGACAAAAAUAUAUCCGGCCCCAGUGUGAGCUGAUCGGCUUGCUUGGUGUAAAACAACGCUGUGGUUUGUUUUACAGACUGUGGACACCAUGCAGGGUGUGGACUAUGUUGAUCUAAACAGCUCGGAAAGUCUGCCGUUAGAGGACAGAGUGCAGAUGAAACAGCUCGGUGUCCAUCAGCCGCAGGAAGCUGGUACAAACCAAACAGCUGGUCAGAAGAAGCACGUGUUCCCAGUCCUUCAGAUGCUGGAUGUUAAAAAAGAGGUUCCACAUGACAGGAGCUCCAAGUUGGACCAACUGCACCCAGAGCCCCCCCACAUAAAGGAGGAAGAGGAGAAACUCUGGACCAAUCUGGAGGGAGAGCAGCCUAAUGAGCAGAAAGAGACUGAUAUCAGCAGGUUCCCUUUCACUGUUGUUACAGUGAAGAAUGAAGGUUAUGAAGAGAAACCUCUGUUAUUAGAGCUUCAUCAGAUCAAAACUGAAGAAAGUGGAGAGAGGGAAGCUUCAACCACCAGCUCAGCUGAACAAAUAAAAACAGAACCCAAUAGAGAGGACAGUGGAGGACCAGAACCAGACAGGAACCUGGAUCCAGAAUUUACCUUUGAGCGAAACCCUGAUGAAAAUGGUUCAGAUUCUUCUGAGACUGAGGUCAGUGAUGAUGAUGAUGAUGAUCAUGACUGGCAGGGACCUUUGUCAGAUUCUGAGUCUGAAACUAAAAUGAGUCACAACAGUGGGAAGCAGUGUAGAGAACCUCAGUCAGAUGUAAACAGUGAAAAGAAAAGUAACUCAGUCAUGGCUGGUGAUAAAGGAGAAAAACUGUUCGCUUGCAAUGAAUGUGAUAAAAGGUUUAAAAAGCGUGACAGCCUUACCGAUCAUGUUAGGGUUCACACCGGCGAGAAGCCAUUUGCUUGUGAUGUUUGUGAGAAAAAAUUCAGAAGGAAGGACUGUCUCCGAAAACACAAUAUGACCCACAGUGGAAAGACAGCACACAGCUGUGAUUUCUGUGGAAAAGGCUUUAUAGAAAAGACUGAUCUUCAGGCACACAUAAGACUCCAUACUGGAGAGCGACCCUUUGCUUGUGAUGAAUGUGGCAGAAGGUUUCAUAAAAAGUCAAUCCUUACAGUGCACAUGAAGGUCCAUUCAGGGGAUAAACAAUUUAAAUGCACUGUGUGUGAAAAAAGAUUUCGGUUUCAGCACAUCCUUAAAAAACACAUGAUUGUCCACACUGGAGAGAAGCCGUUUGUUUGUGCGGUUUGUGGUAAAGGGUUUUCUCAACAAGAAACACGGAAGAGACACAUGGGUGUUCACACCGGGGAAAAAACAUUUGUUUGUAGUGACUGUGGUAAAGACUUUCAGCAGAAGAUCCACCUGAAGGAACACAUGAGGGUCCACACCGGGGAGAAGCCAUUUGGUUGUGACGUGUGUGGUAAGAAAUUCAAAAAGAAGUCAUAUGUUAAAACCCACAUGAUGUCUCAUGCUGGAAAGAGAGCACACAACUGUGAGCAGUGUGGUAAAGGCUUCUUAGUGAAGGGCGGUCUUCAGGAACACAUGAGGAUUCACAACGGAGAAAGACCUUUCAGCUGCGACGUGUGUAGCAAAAGCUUUCUGCAGAGGAUCCAUCUGAAGGAACACAUGAGAGUCCACACAGGAGUGAAGCCAUUUGGGUGUGAUGUUUGUGGUAAGAAGUUCACAAAAAAAUCCUAUGUUACAACACACAUGGUGUCUCAUGCUUGACAGAUGAUGGAUAGUGGUGAUCACAGACCCACACAGAAGUUCACACUGGAGGGUGAACAACUGGUCUGAGCCACAGUAGAGGAGGUUUUGGUGCCUGAUAUUUGUCAAUAAAAAUUCAAAACGAGGCAUUCGUUUUUGAGACCGUUUCUCAGACACUUGAAAGGCCUGGUUUUUGUACUAGAGAGCAAGUUAACCAUAGCUGGGCUUUCUUUGUGUAAACUGGUUUCUAUAACAGGGGUCAAAUAUCAGAAAUGACAGUACUAUAAUUUUACUCAUUUGUAUAGCUUUGUACUACUAAAAAUAACCUGAUUAAAAUCAACAGAAAUUCAUCUUACUGCUAGUCUGCAAAGAUGUGCGUUUUGCUUUGCAUUUCGGAACAUUGACUUGUUGACACUGACCUGCAGAAUUCAGCUCAGUGGUGUCAAACUGCUCCUGGAGGACCUUGUCCUGCAGAUUUUUUGGUCUUUGCUGCAAAUAAUAAACAGCCUCAGCAGAAAUUUGGACAUUUAAAUCAGGUGUGUUGGAGCAGAAAUACAUUUAAAACUAGGAGCAGCAUGUCCAAAGGAUCAAGAUUGGAAGCUGGCUUAAACCCUCCAGAUAUCCACUAAACUAAUUUUAUUCUGGAUGGAUGGGGGUUCUGCCCAUGUAUGGACUAUUCCACAUCAGUGGACCUUAAAUGGGAUUGAAUCUUAAUAACCAAAUCUUUGUUGCAGAGAUGGAGGAACCUCCACACAGUUAUUAAUAUAAAAUUCGUUUAGUCCAUUUUAAAAAACUCUCCCUGAAACAAUCAUUUCUAUUUAUUUUAUGUAAAUUUAUUGUUUGGUAAUCCAGAACAACACGUGUAAAUUUUAAGUUGAAAACAAGUGAGAUACUGUUCUGAAUUUAUAAAAUAUUCUCAAGCAGAUCUGUUUUAUCCAAGUUGAUGAAAUAAUUUGUGUUAGUUGGACAAAUCAUUGCCUGCUUUUAGAAAAACAUGUUUCUGGUUAAAAUGCUACAUUGUUGAACAUGAAUGGAAUUCAGUCUAUUAUAAAGUCAUAUGUAACUAUUGUAUAUUGUAAAUCUUUAGUCUAAUACCCAAAAAGUAGAUCAUGUCCACUGAUUACAUGUGAUCUUUGUUUGUUUUGACCUUUUAUUGCAUGUUUAAUAAUCUCACUGUGGAUGUACAGAUGCAGCUCAAGUUCUGUGCUAUUAUGUGAAAAAAAGGUCAGAAUUUGGAUGCAGAAAGUUGCCUUUUUGUGUUUUUAAAUGCAACGCAGACUGGAAUAAGAAAUCUCGUUAUGGGAUUACUGUCACUGACUUCAUGUGUGCAUGUGUCACCUUGCAGUAAAGUACUGAAGCCCAGGUUGUCCUCUUAAUGGAGCUUCUUAUUUGUGAAGCACUUCUAUCAUUAAGGUAUCUGUAUGAUUUUGAUUUAACUUUAGUUGUUUUUAUAUUUACCAAGCUACCUAAUGUGGAUGUAUAGAUAUGUUGUUUGUUUUCUUUUACUAAAUUAAAAUUAUUUGGAUUACAA